AUGAAGUGGUCGACAACCAUGGCUCUCGCCGUCGCGCCUCUUGGCACCAUGGCCGCCAGCAACAGACUGCGCAGCGCCCACCCCGUCAGCCUUAACCCGCGGGCCGAGACCGAAAGCCUGCUCCGUGGACGCUCCAUUGCCAUCAUCAACGGCAUGAGCGGUUUUGGCCUGAACCUCAACGCGCGCAACGACAUCGUCAUCAUCUGGGCCAACCCGGGCAACAACGCCGAGACCACCACCAUCAACAAGCCCGUCACCGUCACCAAGACCAUCACCGCCGGCGCCGGCGAGGCCACCGCCGUCCCCGUCGCAGGUGGUGCCACGACGACCAUCAAGGAGGGCAAGACGGCCACCGUCCCCGCCACCGGCGCCAGCCAUACCGUCAAGGUCGGCGGCCCGGGCGGCCUCACCUUCCAGCCCGACCAGCUCAACGUGCCCGUCGGUGACUCGGUCGUCUUUGAGUUCCUCUCCCAGAACCACACCGUCACCCAGUCGCCGUUCAAAACACCCUGCAAGGCCAUGGAGGGCGGCAUGGACUCUGGCUUCCUGGCCAACCCCAACAACACCGUCUCGCCUCCUCCCCAGGUCGCGAUGCAGGUCAUGGCCACCACUCCGCUGUGGUUCUACUGCAAGCAGAAGGGUCACUGCGGCAAGGGCAUGGUCUUCUCCAUCAACCCUACCGCGGAUAAGACGCAGGCCAUGUUCCAAUCUCUGGCCAUUGCGCAGAACGGCACCGGCGAAGCUACGCCCAUCACUGGCGGUACCGGCAAGCCUGGUGCUGCGCCUGCUGCUCCUGCCCCUCCUGCUGCCGAGGCACCCAAGGAGAGUGCGGCGCCCAAGGAGGGCGGCAACGCUGCUGAGCCACCCAAGGAGAGUGCGGCGCCCAAGGAGGGCGGCAGCGCUGCUGAGCCACCCAAGGAGGGCGGCAGCGUUGAGCCACCCAAGGAGGGCGGCAACGCUACCGAGCCGGCCAAGGAGGGUGGCAACGCUAUUGAACCGCCCAAGGAGCCCGCAAACGCGGAGCAGCCCAAGGAGUCUCCCACCACUGAGUUGACGCCGCUUCCAUCGGCUGGUGCCGAGAGCGGUGCUGGUGGCGCCACGCCCGGUAAGGGAACUGUCGGUGCCGAUGGCAGCUGCACCUGUGUCGUUGCUUGCAACGCCGGCGGCUUCCCUGCCGCCGCCCAGGGUGCUGGUGCCUUUGGUGGAUUUGCUGGUUCUCUGCCGACCAACAUGGCUGCCCUGCGCUAA
This is a messenger RNA of Cordyceps militaris CM01, 1248 nucleotides long. RefSeq names its product serine-threonine rich protein, putative. Lineage: Eukaryota; Fungi; Ascomycota; Sordariomycetes; Hypocreales; Cordycipitaceae. The record is from RefSeq and is a predicted model, not a curated record. The transcript has 3 exons. Bases 1 to 1248 code for a protein of 415 amino acids.